GAUCGCAGAGCAGGAAGUGGUUGGUCAGUGUCCGUCUAAGGGAGGUCAGAGGUCACACACACUCCAAACCGGGAGACGAUGGAGGAGCCGGGAGAUUUGAAAUGAGGUUUAAGUGGAUGCCGACCACGCUCGCGUAGCAAUGACGCAGGGGGUGGAGCUUGGCCGGGAUUGGCUUGCUCUGCAGAGGGAGCUGCAAAACUCUCUAGAGGCUCAGAAGCGACAAGCGGUGCUGGUGGAGAAGCUGCAGGCGAAGGUUCUACAGUACAGAAACCGUUAUCAGGAGCUGCAGCAGACUCAGGAGUGGAAUCUGAGCCGCGGAGAAUCGGAGCUGGAGAACGCUCUGCAGAGGUUGGAAGAGGAGCAGCAGAGGUCUGAGAGUCUGGCUGCGCUGAACUCGUUACUCAGGGAAAACCUGGAACGCACGCAGGAAGCCAAUGGCAUUCUGGCGGAAGAUAUCCACAAGCUGACAGCUGACUGGUCUAGCGCCCUGCAGGAACUGAAGCGGAAGGAAAGCGAUUGGGAGUCUGAGAGGGGUCUGUACAGCAGCCGCAUACAGGGUGAGCAGGCUCGUCUCCUGCGUCUAUGGACAGAGGUGGUGACGUUUCACCGCCAUUUUCGGGAGCUGAAGACUGCCACCGAGAGGGAUUUAUCUGCGGUUCGGGCUGAUUGGACAAGAUGCAUCCGCCUUCUUCAAACUUCGUGUUCUUCUGUAAUCUCUUGGAAGUUUCAGGGUCCAGAGAGAGAAACUAAGCCCCCAAACUAUCUGAUAGUUACUUGGGAUCAUGGUCUGGAGUCGGUAGAUGUGACUGGUCAGGAGGACAAGGCAAAGAUGGAGAUGGAAAUGAAGGGAGUAGACACAUCGCUUGCGACAUUUAGGCAAGCAGAACAUUCAUUGAGAUCACCAGCUGAGACACUGCGACAGGAGGUAGAAACUAAAAGUACACAUGUACAGACGUUAGAAUUGGAGCUUAGGACUCUCAAGUCACAACUAGAGACAGAAGAACAGAAAGCAAGGGUAAUAAAGUCACUGCUUCAGUCAGCAGAACAGGAAGCAAGGGUAAUGAAGUCACAGCUUCAGUCGGCAGAACAGGAAGCAAGCCUGAUGAAGGCACAGCUUCAGUCGGCAGAACAGGAAUCAAGCCUGAUGAGGUCACAGCUUCAGAUGGCAGAUCAGGAAGCAAGCCUGAUGAGGUCACAGCUUCAGACGGCAGAUCAGGAAGCAAGUGUGAUGAAGGCACAGCUUCAGACGGCAGAUCAGGAAGCAAGCGUGAUGAAGGCACAGCUUCAGACGGCAGAUCAGGAAGCAAGCGUGAUGAAGGCACAGCUUCAGACGGCAGAACAGGAAGCAAGCCUGAUGAGAUCACAGCUCCAAUCAGCAGAACAGGAAGCAAGUGUGGUGAGGUCACAGCUCCAAUCAGCAGAACAGGAAGCAAGUGUGGUGAGGUCACAGAUUCAGUCAGCAGAACAGGAAGUAAGUUCAUUGAAAUCACAGUUGGAGGCAUCCCAGCAGGAAGUAACGUCACUUAAGUUAAACGUUGAGUCAUCGGAACAGGAAAUAGAAUCAAGUAGACGUCACAUUGAAGAGCUAGAACAGGAAGUGUGUACAGUGAGCUCACAGCUUAAAGGGAGUUUUUUGGAGGUAGAGCAUCUUCGGGCCCAUCUGAAGACUUACGAAAAUGAGGAAGAGUCUCGAUUUCAGAAAAAGGAGCAAGAAUUGCGUGGCAGCCACCAGCGAUCGCUUCAUACUAUAGAGACCGAGCGAUCCGACCUGCUCCAUGAUUUGACGCUACUACGGGAGGAGUUGCUGAGCUCGCGCCUGCAGUCCGACCUGUCCGGUGAGGAGAACUCAGGAUUACAGAGUGCUCUGCACAAGGCCGAGAAAGAGGUCGUGGAGCUGCAGUUAGAGCGGAGCCGGCACAGGGCAGAGGUAGAAGAUCUGCAAGAUGCAGUGGCCAAGAUGGGGGACUUAAACAGGGCCUUGUCUCUGGAUAAAGUAGAACUGAAUAGUCUGCUGCAGCAGAAGGAUAAAGAAAUAGAGUCUACGAGAGAGAGCCAUGAAGAGUUAGAGAGACAGCUCAUUGCAGCCCGUCAGCUGCUGCAGCAGAGCGAGGCCGAGCAGAGAGCAGAGAUUGCCAGGGGACAGCUCUUACUGCAAGACAGCGAGGUGGCAAGACAGAGCGCGGAAACUGAGCUGAGAUACAUCCGGGGAGAGAGAGACCGACUGCAGGCCGAGCUGAGGAGACAGGAGAGGGGUUAUUUGGAGAAGGAACAGGACAGGUUGUCGCAGGAUGCGGAGAAGUCUACUCUGAGUAUACAGCUUGGAGUUACCGAAAGAGAGUGCCAAGAGCUGAGGGAGAAGCUGAACGACAUUCAGUCCAUGAAACAGUCUCUGGAGGACUCCCUCUUUGCAUCUCAAGAACGAUCCUCUCAGCUGGAGAUCAGGUGUAGUCAGCUAGAGAUGCAAGUGGCAACAGUCACUCAGUCCAAGAAUACCGUCCAAGAUGAGGUCUCCCUCCUCUACGCCGAACAGGAAUCCUCACAGAAGCGAUUUCUCGCCCUUUCUCAGAGGCUCUCUGACCUGGAAGAGGAGCACACGGCAGAGAGAUCGCGGAGAGAGGAGCUGAACCUGAAAGAAUUGGAUACUCUUAGAGAGCAUCUUCAGGAAGAAAAGUCCCUGAGACAGGCUGCCGAGGGCCAAGCAAAGGACAUGGAAAGAGAAAGACAGCUGACAGAGCAACUUCAGUCUGAAUUGGUAGUAGUAACCCUCUCUUUGGGACAACUAGAGCGAGAAAUGUCCGAGCUGAGAGACAGUCUGAGAAACAGCCAGUGCGAGAAAGAGACUGCUUUAGAAAACUUAGAGCGCCAAACUCUUAUGAAGAGUGAACAGGACCGUCAAAUGGAGAUUUUAAAACAGUCCUUAAAGGAGUGCACGGAAGAAAAAGAGAGUGCCGUCACUGCACUGGCAGACCAGGCUGUUACUUUAGAAGAGAGAGAGGGACAGAUUACAGAGCUCAGAAGGAAUAUCCAAGAGUGCAGCAGGGACAAGGAGAGCGCUUUAACCUCUGUGGCCCAAAUCCGCUUGACUGUACAAGAAAGAGAGCGUGAAAUCAAGACUCUUAGAGAGAGCACGCUGCAGUGCCAGCAGGCGCAAGAGACAGCCGCUGCUGCUUUACAGGCUCAGAUCCAGAAAUUCACCGAGAUAGACAUGCAGCUGGAACGCAUGGCUAAGCGUCUGGAAGAAAGUGAAAUACUGAAAGAGAAUGCACUGAAGGGAGAACACAAAAGCAGUCUACUGGUGGCAGAACGAGAGCAUGAAAUAGAUGCUCUGGAAGAUAAAAUAAGAGCAAUUCAGCAAGAAAAAGAGACAGUCUUGGAACAGCUGUCUCUUGCAACUGCAAAGUCAGAGCACGAAGAGUCAGCUCUGCGGCAGAGUCUCAGGCAGUGUCAAGCAGACCAAGAGGCCACAGUUAAUGCACUACAACAACUUGUAGGAGAGCGGGAUAAAGAAAUAGAGACAUUAAGAGUUUCCCUAAAGGAACACCAGACGGAAAUGGAGAGCGCACUGGAAGAAGUGUCCCAUCAGCGGCUGAUGUUAGAAGAAAGAGAAACUCUGAUUGAAUCCUUAAGAGUGAGACUUGUGGAGUGUGAGUUAGAGAAGGACCACCUGGCUUUAAAACAAAAAGAGGGUGAAGAAAAUGUUGUAAAAUUAAGUGAGACUCUCCGACAGUAUAUGGCGGAAAAAGAGAAAUCUCUCAGCUUUGCGCAGUCUCAGGCUGAAUGGUUGAGCGAGAGAGACGGCGAGAUAAAAAUGUUGAAGGACAAUUUAUUUACAAUUCAAGAUGAAAAAGAAACUGUUCUUAAUGAUCUAGAGUUCCAGAAAAAGACCUUAAAGGAGAAGGUUGAAGCUUACGUCUUGCUGCAAGAAACUGCCCUAGACUGCCAGCAGGAAAAUGAGCGACUGCUGCUGGUUACCGAGCAGCAGAAGAAAGAGAUUACGGGCCUUGCAGAGAACCUGUUGAGAUGCCAAAGAGAGAGUUCUACAACAGAAGCCAUGCUAGAGCGCCUGGAGUCUCAGAAAGAAACUACAGAGAGACAGGCAAAAAUGGAAGAAACUCUCCUGAGGGAAAGAUUGUCUGAAUAUUCUCAGGCAUUAAACAAAAAAGAAAAAGAAGUUGAAAUCUCGGAGAAAGAGCUUGAGAGAGAGCGGUAUGCCCUAAAUGAGAAACUAGAAGCGCUUGGAAAAGAGAAUGAGAGAGAAUUAAUGGAGAACAGGGAUUUUCAGAGGAAAAAUAAAGAUCUGGAGAAGAGGCUUUCUGAGGCCCUAAAAGACAGACAAUUGGUUGAGGAACAAAGGGAAGGAGACACUAGGGAUUUGAAAGAGAGAUUAGAACAGGUCUCCCGGGCUUUACUUGGGAAGGAGGCUGAGGUAGGGGAUGUAAGAAUGCAGUUCAAUAGACAGAACAGGGCUUUAAGUGAGCGAGUCACAGAGCUUUCACAAGUUCUGAAAGAGAGAGACAUUCAGGAACGAGAGAGCAUCACUAAAUUACACCAGCUGAGGAGAGAAAUAGAGGAGCUUCAACAUCUCCAACUAAAUAGGGAGAGAGAGGCAGAGGACGAGAAGAUCCAGAGCAAUAGGGAGAUUUUGACGUUAAAGCAGAAGAUAGCAGAGCUUUCCCAAAUGCUCAUAGACCGCGAUAACCAGUAUGACGAGAGAGAAAGACACGUGAAAGGUCUGCAGAGGAGAAUAGAGGAGAUCAGCCAGGAUUUCAUUGAAAAUGAGACAGCCCUGAAUGAGAGACUUGAAUUGCUUGGAAGAGCUUUGAAAGAAAAGGAGAGGCAGUGUGAAGAAGAGAUGAUGGAUAAAAAGAGUCUGAAGGAAAGAGUAUUGAAACUUUCCCAGGAUUUUAUGGGGAAGGAAAGAGAGUUGGAUGUGGUCAAAGAUCAGAUGAAAUCUCUAUCUGAAAAAAUAGGCAAACUCCGAGCAGACCUCAUAACGAAAGAAGAAGAGCUAAAGAAUAAGGAGAUACGUAGUGAAGAAGAAACGUCAUUGCUGAGGCAGAAGGUAUCUCUGCUUUCCCAAACUCUCUCAGAGAAGAAAAUAGAAACAGAAGAGAAGGAAGUGGAAAUUAAAUACCUGAGGGAGAAGAUAGGAGAACUUAGACAAGUUCUGAUGGACAAGGAGCGAGGGAUAACGGAAAAAGAACAUCUUAUUGAGCUAGAGAAAAAAUAUCAGCAACAGAGAGAAUCAGAACUUUCUCAAGCUGUAAGAGAACAUAAACAAGAAUUGGAGGUCAAACAGCUGGAAAUUAAAUCCUUGAGAGAGAGGAUAACAGAACUUGGUGAAGUGUUGGUAGAGAAAGCGCAAGAGAAUGAUGAAGAGGUGAGACGGAGCCAGGCAGAAAAAAAUGCCCUGAGGGAACAAAUUAUAGAAUGUUCCCAAGCUUUAACAGAGAUGACGCGAGAAGCGGAGGUGGCUAUAACUGAGAUGAAAAUAUCGAAAGAAAAGGUGGAAGAACUUCAAGGAAAUCUUAUCGCAAAGGAAAAAGAGAUGGAAGAGAGGGAGGGAGAGAUUACAGAAGAGCUGGCAUUUCAGAGACAGAGAUUUGCAGAACUUACCCAGUCUCUAGUGGGGAAAGAGAGAGCGGAGAAUGAAAGAGACAAAAUUAUACGGGAACUUAGACAAGUCCUGAUAGACAAGGAACAGGAAAUGAGCGAAGGGGAAAGACAGAAUGAGGAUGGAAAGGCAUCCAUGAUGAAGAAACUGGCAGAACUUUCUUGGUCGCUAACGCAGAAGGAGAAAGAAGUGGAUGAGACAAAGUUGGAGAUGAAAUCCCUGACAAAAAAGUUAGGAGAACUUAGACAGAUGCUGGCUGAUAAGGAGGAAGAGGGGAAAGUAGAGAAAAGAGAGAGCGAGGAAGAGAAGAAAUCUCUGCUGCAAAGAGUGAAAUAUAUUUCCCAUGCUCUCGUAGAGAAAGAGAAAGAAGUUGACAAGGCCAACCUUGAAGUGAUUUCACUAAGAGAGACCAUAGAAGAACUUAGACAAGCCCUAAUGGAUAAACAGCAGAUACUGACUGACAAGGAGGAAGAGGGAAAAGAGGAAAAGAGACACAGUGAGGAAGAGAAGAAAGCUUUUCAGCAAAGAGUUACUGACCUUUCCCUGGCUCUUGUAGAGAAGGAACGAGAAGCUAAUGCGAUGAAAUUAGAGCUGAAAUCUCUAGCAGAGAAUCUAGAAAUACUUAGGAAAGUUAUCAUCGAUAAGGAGAAAGAAUUAGAAUUAAAAGAGAGCAAACAGAGUGAGAACGAGAUUAAAUAUCUGCAGCAAAGACUGACCGCUGUUUCCCAGGCUCUUGUAGAGAAGGAGAGAGAAGCUGUUGAGUCAAAUAUGGAGAGGAAAUCACUGAGCGAGACAAUAGAAGAACUUAGACAAGCAUUAGUAGAUAGACAGCAGGAGAUGGCUGAGGAGAAGAGACACAAUGAAGAAGAGAAGUCCAUGAGUGAUAGAGUGAAGGACCUUUCCCAGGCUUUAGUAGAAAAGGAACGAGAAGCGGAGAAGACAAGGUUAGAGAUGGAAUCUCUUCAAGAGAAGAUCAGAGAACUAAGACAAGUUUUCCAAUUCAAGGGUCAGGAAAUUAAGGAUUACGAAAGACAGUAUGAGGAAGAAAAGAAAGCCCUGAAUAAGAGACUGGCAGAACUUUCUUGGUCUCUGACACAGAAGGAGAAAGAGGCUGAUGAGACAAAGUUUGAGGUAAAAUCCCUGAGAGAAAAGUUAGGAGAACUUAGACAAGGGCUGGCUGAUAAGGAGGAAGAGAGGAAAGCAGAGAAGAGCAAUAGCGAGGAAGAGAAGAAAUCUCUGCAGCAAAGACUGACAGAUAUUUCACAUGCUCUCGUAGAGAAAGAGAAAGAAGCUGACAGGGCCAAUCUAGAGGUGAUUUCACUAAGAGAGACUAUAGAAGAACUUAAUCAAGCCCUGAUGGAUAAACAGCAAGAAAUAGAUGAGGAGAAGAGCCGCAGUGAGGAGGAGAAGACAUAUAUGAGCAAUAGAGUGAGGGACCUUUUCCAGGCUUUAGCGGAGAAGGAAAAUGAAGCGGAGAAGACAAAGUUAGAGAUGGGAUCUCUUCGAGAGAAGACUGGAGAACUAAGACAAGUUCUUCAAGACAAGGGUCAGGAAAUUAAGGAGGAAGAAAGACAGUAUGAGGAAGAAAAGAAAGCCCUGAGGAAGAGACUGGCAGAACUUUCUUGGUCUCUGACACAGAAGGAAAAAGAUGCUGAUGAGACAAAGUUUGAGGUAAAAUCCCUGAGAGAAAAGUUAGGAGAACUUAGACAAGUGCUGGCUGAUAAGGAAGAAGAGAGAAAUACAGAGAAGAAAGAGAGCAAGGAAGAGAUUAAAUCUCUGCAGCAAAGACUGACAGAUGUUUCACAUGCUCUUGUAGAGAAAGAGAAAGAAGCUGACAGGACCAACCUAGAGAUGAUUUCACUAAGAGAGACUAUAGAAGAACUUAAUCAAGCCCUGAUGGAUAAACAGCAAGAAAUAGAUGAGGAGAAGAGCCGCAGUGAGGAAGAGAAGACAUCUAUGAGCAAUAGAGUGAGGGACCUUUCCCAGGCUUUAGCAGAGAAGGAACAUGAAGCGGAGAAGACAAAGUUAGAGAUGGAAUUUCUUAGAGAGAAGAUCAGAGAACUACAGAGACUAGUUCUGACAGACAAGGAGAAAGAGGUAAAGGGGAAAGAAUGUGAUGGCGAGGAAGAAAAAACAGCCUUAAUCCAGAGAGUGACAGAACUUUCACUUGCUCUAGAGGAAAGAAAAAAGGAAGCAGAUGAUGCUGGUAGGCAGAUACAAUCUCUGAGACAUAUUAUAGGAGAACUUCAGCAUGCUCUGGCAGAUAAGGAAAAAGAGAUUGAGGAGCAAAGACAGAAUGAGAAUGAGGAAACUAUAUCUCAGAUGAAGCAAGAGACAGAGCCUUUACAUAUCGUGGAGACAAAGGAGAAUGUUCUAAUGGAGGUUGAGGUUACAGCUUCUGCCUGGGGGAUGCAGAAGGACAUAGAAGAUUUGGUGGUUGGGAACAUGAAGGUACAUAGAGAAGAAGUUAUGAAAGAACGAGGAAGGCUGGAGGUUGAGCAAGGAGCUGCAAAAACAUUUGCAGAGAUCAGACAGGAGAGGGAACAGGAAGAGGCUAGAGGAGGCACACAAUUACAGAGUGGGGAUAUAGGACAACGGGAAGACUGGCACAGGAACCUCGCCUUCCAGAACAGCAACAUUCAGCACACGGAGGAGGAGGAAGCCGGAGUGCAGGAGCUUUGGAUAGAAUUGAAAGCUCUUUAUAAUGAGAGAGAUGAAGCCAAGAAGAGGGAGGAGAUCUUGAAGAGGAGGCUAGACAAAGCAUUAACUGCACUAAGACGGAUGGAGGCUGAGGAAAUUGCUUGGAGACAGAAGUCUCAUGAAUUACAGUUCGGAAAGAAAGUUAACAAGGAUUACACGCCUGUGUACUCUGCGGGCGCAAAGAGCGGAGAUCACUUACAGCGGAGGCUGGAGGUCCUGCAAGAGGCGGUGGCGAGGCUGGAGAAUGACAAGCUGCAUCUGAGCGAGACCUUACAGGAAGUGGAGAGCGACAGGAGGAGUCUCCGUAGAGAGCUGCGCAAGCUGACGGCCGCAUCCUCACAGCGCUCACAGGAGGCCAAUCAUAAGAGGAGCGACGGCAAUUCUUCUGCAUCACUGCUACAUGUGCGAGAGCUACAGAGGCAGGUCUCUCUCCUGAAAGCACAGCUUGCAGCUGAGCGUGAUCACCGCUCCCGGUAUAUACAGCGUUGUUCACGCACCACUGAUGACCUUAUGAGCCUAAGACACAAUCUAACUCGUUCUCUGGACGCUGUGACCUCUGACACUCGACCUCAGGUACUAGAAAGAGAAGCCAUUCGACUGGAUGACACGCUGAACCGCAGCCUUGGGCUCCCCACUACCUAACUUUGUGCCGGCAGGGAAUGGGCCGUCAUUGGAUUACAGAACUCACAGGAGGGCAGAGUGUUUCAGGAUCUCUUCUUUAUGUUUACAUUCAUCAUUACCAGUUGUACUUGGAGAGCGCUGUGAGGAAUGAGCUCCAGAGUAUAGGGUGCUGUUGUGAUGACAAAACUUUGUGUCUGGUACAGGUUCCAGUGAAUGUCUGUUACCUGGUUCCGCUAUAGUAUGAGAUCAGUGUGUGUUCCUAGUGUAGUAGCAGGAUGGAUUGUGUGUUACAGGAUCAGGUUCCAGUAACAGCUCCUUGUGAGGUUAUAGGUUAGUGUAUGGGUGAUACUGGGUCAGGCUGUGGUGACAGAUUAGUGUAUGGGUGAUACAAGGUCAGGCUGUGGUGACAGAUUAGUGUAUGGGUGAUACAGGGUCAGGCUGUGGUGACAGAUUAGUGUAUGGGUGAUACAGGGUCAGGCUGUGGUGACAGAUUAGUGUAUGGGUGAUACAGGGUCAGACUGAGGUGACAGAUUAGUGUAUGGGUGAUACAAGGUCAGGCUGUGGUGACAGAUUAGUGUAUGGGUGACACGGGAUCAGGCUGUGGUGACAGAUUAGUGUAUGGGUGACACGGGAUCAGGCUGUGGUGACAGAUUAGUGUACGGGUGACAUGGGAUCAGGCUGUGGUGACAGAUUAGUGUACGGGUGAUACAGGGUCAGGCUGUGGUGACAGAUUAGUGUAUGGGUGAUACUGGGUCAGGCUGUGGUGACAGAUUAGUGUACGGGUGACAUGGGAUCAGGCUGUGGUGACAGAUUAGUGUAUAGGUGAUACAGGGUCAGGCUGUGGUGACAGAUUAGUGUAUGGGUGAUACUGGGUCAGGCUGUGGUGACAGAUUAGUGUAUGGGUGACACGGGAUCAGGCUGUGGUGACAGAUUAGUGUAUGGGUGACACAGGGUUGGGCAGUGGUGACAGAUUAGUGUAUGGGUGAUACAGGGUCAGACUGUGGUGACAGAUUAGUGUAUGGGUGACAUGGGAUCAGGCUGUGGUGACAGAUUAGUGUAUGGGUGACACGGGAUCAGGCUGUGGUGACAGAUUAGUGUAUGGGUGACACAGGGUUGGGCAGUGGUGACAGAUUAGUGUAUGGGUGAUACAGGGUCAGGCUGUGAUGUCAGAUUAGUGUAUGGGUGACAUGGGAUCAGGCUGUGGUGACAGAUUAGUGUAUGGGUGACAAGGGAUCAGGCUGUGGUGACAGAUUAGUGUAUGCGUGACACAGGGUCAGGCUGUGGUGACAGAUUAGUGUAUGGGUGACACGGGAUCAGGCUAUGGUGACAGAUUAGUGUAUGGGUGAUACAGGGUCAGGCUGUGGUGACAGAUUAGUGUAUGGGUGAUACAGGGUCAGGCUGUGGUGACAGAUUAGUGUAUGGGUGAUACAGGGUCAGGCUGUGGUGACAGAUUAGUGUAUGCGUGAUACAGGAUCAGGCUGUGGUGACAGAUUAGUGUAUGGGUGAUACAGGGUCAGGCUGUGGUGACAGAUUAGUGUAUGGGUGAUACAGGGUCAGACUGAGGUGACAGAUUAGUGUAUGGGUGAUACAGGGUCAGACUGAGGUGACAGAUUAGUGUAUGGGUGACACAGUGUCAGGCUGUGGUGACAGAUUAGUGUAUGGGUGACAUGGGAUCAGGCUGUGGUGACAGAUUAGUGUAUGGGUGAUACAGGGUCGGGCUGUGGUGACAGAUUAGUGUAUGGGUGACACAGGGUUGGGCAGUGGUGACAGAUUAGUGUAUGGGUGAUACAGGGUCGGGCAGUGGUGACAGAUUAGUGUAUGGGUGACAUAGGAUCAGCCUGUGGUGACAGAUUCGUGUAUGGGUGAUACAGGGUCAGGCUGUGGUGACAGAUUAGUGUAUGGGUGAUACAGGAUCAGCCUGUGGUGACAGAUUAGUGUAUGCGUGAUACAGGGUCAGGCUGUGGUGACAGAUUAGUGUAUGGGUGAUACAGGGUCAGGCUGUGGUGACAGAUUAGUGUAUGGGUGACAUGGGAUCAGGCUGUGGUGGCAGAUUAGUGUACGGGUGACAUGGAAUCAGGCUGUGGUGACAGAUUAGUGUACGGGUGACAUGGAAUCAGGCUGUGGUGACAGAUUAGUGUAUGGGUGAUACAGGAUCAGGCUGAGGUGACAGAUUAGUGUAUGGGUGAUACAAGGUCAGGCUGUGGUGACAGAUUAGUGUAUGGGUGAUACAGGGUCAGGCUGUGGUGACAGAUUAGUGUAUGGGUGACACGGUGUCAGGCUGUGGUGACAGAUUAGUGUAUGGGUGAUACAGGGUCAGGCUGUGGUGACAGAUUAGUGUAUGGGUGACAUGGAAUCAGGCUGUGGUGACAGAUUAGUGUAUAGGUGAUACAGGGUCAGGCUGAGGUGACAGAUUAGUGUAUGGGUGACACGGGAUCAGGCUAUGGUGACAGAUUAGUGUAUGGGUGACACGGGAUCAGGCUAUGGUGACAGAUUAGUGUAUGGGUGACACGGGAUCAGGCUAUGGUGACAGAUUAGUGUAUGGGUGAUACAGGGUCAGGCUGUGGUGACAGAUUAGUGUAUGGGUGAUACAGGGUCAGGCUGAGGUGACAGAUUAGUGUAUGGGUGAUACAGGGUCAGGCUGUGGUGACAGAUUAGUGUAUGCGUGAUACAGGGUCAGACUGUGGUGACAGAUUAGUGUAUGGGUGACAUGGAAUCAGGCUGUGGUGACAGAUUAGUGUAUGGGUGACAUGGAAUCGGGCUGAGGUGACCGAUUAGUGUAUGGGUGAUACAGGGUCAGGCUGUGGUGACAGAUUAGUGUAUGGGUGACACGGGAUCAGGCUAUGGUGACAGAUUAGUGUAUGGGUGACACGGGAUCAGGCUAUGGUGACAGAUUAGUGUAUGGGUGAUACAGGGUCAGGCUGAGGUGACAGAUUAGUGUAUGGGUGAUACAGGGUCAGGCUGUGGUGACAGAUUAGUGUAUGGGUGACAUGGGAUCAGGCUGUGGUGACAGAUUAGUGUAUGGGUGAUACAGGGUCGGGCUGUGGUGACAGAUUAGUGUAUGGGUGACACAGGGUUGGGCAGUGGUGACAGAUUAGUGUAUGGGUGAUACAGGGUCGGGCAGUGGUGACAGAUUAGUGUAUGGGUGACAUAGGAUCAGCCUGUGGUGACAGAUUCGUGUAUGGGUGAUACAGGGUCAGGCUGUGGUGACAGAUUAGUGUAUGGGUGAUACAGGAUCAGCCUGUGGUGACAGAUUAGUGUAUGCGUGAUACAGGGUCAGGCUGUGGUGACAGAUUAGUGUAUGGGUGAUACAGGGUCAGGCUGUGGUGACAGAUUAGUGUAUGGGUGACAUGGGAUCAGGCUGUGGUGGCAGAUUAGUGUAUAGGUGAUACAGGGUCAGGCUGAGGUGACAGAUUAGUGUAUAGGUGAUACAGGGUCAGGCUGUGGUGACAGAUUAGUGUAUGGGUGACAUGGGAUCAGGCUGUGGUGGCAGAUUAGUGUAUAGGUGAUACAGGGUCAGGCUGAGGUGACAGAUUAGUGUAUGGGUGACAUAGGAUCAGCCUGUGGUGACAGAUUAGUGUAUAGGUGAUACAGGGUCAGGCUGAGGUGACAGAUUAGUGUAUGGGUGACACGGGAUCAGGCUGUGGUGACAGAUUAGUGUAUAGGUGAUACAGGGUCAGGCUGAGGUGACAGAUUAGUGUAUGGGUGACACAGGGUUGGGCAGUGGUGACAGAUUAGUGUAUGGGUGAUACAGGGUCAGGCUGUGGUGACAGAUUAGUGUAUGGGUGAUACGGGAUCAGGCUGUGGUGGUAGAUUAGUGUAUGGGUGAUACAGGGUCAGGCUGUGGUGACAGAUUAGUGUAUGGGUGAUACGGGAUCAGGCUGUGGUGGUAGAUUAGUGUAUGGGUGAUACAGGGUCAGGCUGUGGUGACAGAUUAGUGUAUGGGUGACAUGGGAUCAGGCUGCGGUGACAGAUUAGUGUAUGGGUGACACAGGGUUGGGCAGUGGUGACAGAUUAGUGUAUGGGUGAUACUGGGUCAGGCUGCGGUGACAGAUUAGUGUAUGGGUGAUACAGGGUUGGGCUGUGGUGACAGAUUAGUGUAUGGGUGAUACAGGGUCAGGCUGUGGUGACAGAUUAGUGUAUGGGUGAUACAGGGUCAGGCUGUGGUGACAGAUUAGUGUAUGGGUGAUACGGGAUCAGCCUGUGGUGACAGAUUAGUGUAUGGGUGAUACGGGAUCAGCCUGUGGUGACAGAUUAGUGUAUGAGUGACACAGGGUCGGGCAGUGGUGUCAGAUUAGUGUAUGGGUGACACAGGGUCAGGCAGUGGUGUCAGAUUAGUGUAUGGGUGACACAGGGUCAGGCAGUGGUGUCAGAUUAGUGUAUGGGUGAUACAGGGUCAGGCUGUGGUGACAGAUUAGUGUAUGGGUGAUACAGGGUCAGGCUGUGGUGACAGAUUAGUGUAUGGGUGACAUAGGAUCAGGCUGUGGUGACAGAUUAGUGUAUGGGUGACACAGGGUCAGGCAGUGGUGUCAGAUUAGUGUAUGGGUGAUACAGGGUCAGGCUGUGGUGACAGAUUAGUGUAUGGGUGAUACAGGGUCAGGCUGAGGUGACAGAUUAGUGUAUGGGUGAUACAGGGUCAGGCUGAGGUGACAGAUUAGUGUAUGGGUGAUACAGGGUCAGGCUGUGGUGACAGAUUAGUGUAUGGGUGAUACAGGGUCAGGCUGUGGUGACAGAUUAGUGUAUGGGUGAUACAGGGUCAGGCUGUGGUGACAGAUUAGUGUAUGGGUGAUACAGGGUCAGGCUGAGGUGACAGAUUAGUGUAUGGGUGAUACAGGGUCAGGCUGAGGUGACAGAUUAGUGUAUGGGUGAUACAGGGUCAGGCUGUGGUGGUAGAUUAGUGUAUGGGUGACAUGGGAUCAGGCUGUGGUGACAGAUUAGUGUAUGGGUGACACAGGGUCGGGCAGUGGUGUCAGAUUAGUGUAUGGGUGACACGGGCACAAUUGCAGUCAGAUCACUGUGUGUUGUGUGAUAGAAGGUUAGGUUGUGUCUUGAGGUCAGUGUUGCUACAGGGUUAUAUAACUGGUCUGUGAUAAAGCAUUAGAUAGUGAAUCGGUGCAGGGUCUGGCUGAGAUGAGGUAUCGGUGAGUUUGUAGUACAGGUGUAUAGGAUACGAUCCCACUUGUAUGGUGCAUUAGGUAAAUCUAACCUGUACCCUAGCUUUUCUUGCUAGAUUUCAUACACACUGACAUCCGAUAUAUCAUGACUGUAAAAUACAACUUGCUACAGAGUGUAUCUAACCUGCAAGUAAGGAUGUGGUACAGGUUGUAUUUAUAAUACCUUUUAGGGGGUAAAAGUGCACGCCCAUGACGUGGCGGCAUCACCUUGUGGUACACGGUCAGGUUGCUGUUACCAGUAUGUUAGAUGAAUUUUAUUUUAUACAGUUAUUUUAUAUAUAGAUAUUUAUUUAUAUUUUUUUAACAAAAACAGUAUUAUGUACAUAAUUUUUAUAUUGUAUUUAACACUGUGACACAGGCAGUACGAUAACCUCCUCCCAGAGAGGAGGCCGCAGUAAACAUGUGGCGUAAUCUGUACAUGUAUCUGUGCCCAUAUGUUCUGUAUGAUGGAUGAUAUAUA
This is a messenger RNA of Pseudophryne corroboree (corroboree frog), 14566 nucleotides long. RefSeq names its product centrosome-associated protein CEP250-like. The coding region runs from base 140 to 8956 and encodes 2938 amino acids. The transcript has 18 exons. The record is from RefSeq and is a predicted model, not a curated record. NCBI's taxonomy places the organism in Eukaryota, Metazoa, Chordata, Amphibia, Anura, Myobatrachidae.